This is a messenger RNA of Blepharisma stoltei, 2484 nucleotides long. Lineage: Eukaryota; Ciliophora; Heterotrichea; Heterotrichida; Blepharismidae. The record is from the annotation of a GenBank genome assembly.
AUGAGCAGAGCAGUCCUUCAGCCUUUUGAAGAAUACCAAAAAGCUCGAGUCACAUUUGUUCAAACAGUUGCAGAGCUGGCGACACGGCCACAGAAUAUUGAUGCUUUACAAAGCGCUGGUGUGAUGGCAUUGUUGAGGCCUUUGCUAUUAGACAAUGUGCCAAGCAUACAACAAUCAGCAGCCUUAGCCCUUGGGAGAUUAGCCAAUUAUUCAGAUGACCUCGCUGAACAGGUGGUGGCACAUGGGAUUUUGCCUCAAUUAGUGCUAUCUUUAGCAGAGCAAAACCGAUUUUACAAGAAAGCUGCAGCAUUUGUGCUGAGAGCAGUCGCAAAACAUUCAGCAGAGCUAGCGCAGGCAAUAGCUGAUAGUGGAGGGCUUGAAGCACUUGUUACAUGUCUAGAGGAGUUUGACCCAGGAGUAAAAGAAAGCGCUGCCUGGGCGCUUGGGUAUAUAGCUAGACAUAACGGCCAAUUAGCAAGUCGUGUUGUUGAAGGAGACGCUGUACGUCUUUUAGUGCUUUGUGUGCAGGAGCCAGAGCUUUCUCUUACUCCCCCCCCCCCGUGAGCGAACAAAAAAAUUUUGUUCGCUCACGGAGGGGGGUUAAUUUUUUUUUUAAAAAAAAUUUAUAUAUAAAUUUUAUAAAAAAUAUUUUUUUCGAAAUUUAAAAAAAAUCCUAAUUUGCAAAAAUUGGGAAGCAAAUAUUAAUUUAAUUUGCAAAAUUUAUGUUUUAAAACGCAAUUUGUUUAAAAUUAAACAGAAUUAGCUCUAGAUUUCAUUAUACUAAUUAUCACUUAUAUAUCAAAAUUUUUUUUCCAUUAAAAUUUUUUCUAUUAAAAAAAUUUUUGUUCACUCACGGAGGGUGGGUUUUUGGUCAAAAAAUGGCGAUUUUUUCUAAUGGUUUUGUUCGCUCACGGAGGGGGGGGGGGAGUUAGUUAGGAGAAUUGCUGCAAGUGCUUUGAGUGAUAUAGCCCGUCACUCUAGCGAUUUAGCUCAAAAAAUAGUUGACGCUAUGGCAGUUCCACAUUUGUCCCAAUACAUCAACCAUCCCGACUCUCAGCUUAAACGCCAAGUAUGCUCUUGUUUAGCACAAAUAGCUAAGCAUACUCCAGAACUUGCAGAAUCCGUUGUAGAGGCCGAAAUUUUCCCACGAAUUCUCAAUUGCCUUAAAGACGUCGACACCCAUGUCCGUAAAAAUGCUGCGACCUGCAUAAGAGAAAUUGCGAAGCACAACCCUGCCUUAGCAAAAUUAAUAGUAAACGCAGGCGGUGCUGCAGCUAUAGUAGACUAAGUUAGAUUAGAUUAUGCUGCAUCCUUAAAGUCCCAACUUCGACGAGUGAUAUCUGCACAGCCCGCCGUUAGGAGCUGUGUAGUGGCCUAAGCGAAUUGGGUGGACUUCCACCUUUGGUAUCUCUGAGCCUAAACCGAAACCCUGGCUUCUCGGUAGUGGCUGCCGCAGACCAUAGUGAGCACCCCCAACUCAGUCCUUCAUCCUUAUUAGGCCAACUUUUGCAUCUUAUUCUAAUCUGAUCGCCCCACUCAAGGGUCCUUAUACUGGAGGAGCCGCCUAUUAGUCUUUUUUCAGGUCAUCCCUGACUGCUUCCACUAUUCGGGGCAAACAAUAAUAGCAGUUUGAGCAAGCAAUUCACCUAGGCCUUUUCUGAUUCCAAAAGCAAUGCCCGAUAUACACGGGUAACCUUCACACAAGAGACUGGUCGUACGCCAUCACCAUUUUAUGCAUACUAUAAUAGACUAUAUAAGUGAAGUCAAAGGAAACCCAAGACUGCCUGGAAUUAUGACAUUAGGCUAUAUCGGUGCUUUUGACGAAAGUUUAGCUAUGGGUGUAAUUGUUUCUAAAGGAAUUCCGCCACUUAAAGACGCUCUUAAAAAUGAAGGGGAAGAUCAUAUAAAAGCUGCAUCUGCAUGGUCUUUAGGACAGAUUGGGAGACAUAGUGCAGAUCAUGCAAGAGCGCUUGCAGAGUUAGAUGUACCUAAUUGUUUAUUAGCAGCUUAUAUAGAUGAACAAAGCAGCGAAGACUUGAAGACAAAGUCAAAAAGAGCCCUUAAGAGCAUUGUACAGAUGUGUACUUAUUUACCUGCCUUGGAGCCGUUAUUACAAUUAUAUCUUUUGAAGUGAAUAUCUAUUGAUAAUUAUUUAAAAAAAUCCAUUUAUAUGUUAAAAUUAAGGAUUAUUUAGAUGAUAUCAAAAGUUCUAUGCUAUAAAUAAGAAUAGCUCCACCUAAUAUAUUGAAAUACGUUAUCAAUCAGUUCGCAAAAACUCUACCUCAUGAUAUAGCAGCAAGAAAAACAUUUGUGCAGAGCGGUGGGCUACAAAAGGUACAAGAAAUUGAUGCUCCUCCUGGGACGAAGCUUAGAGAGUACAAAGAAGCGAUCAAUAAUUUAUAUCCUCGAGACAUCGUUUCCUAUUAUUCUCCAAACUAUGCAGAAACUUUGUUAAAGAAAAUUGAAGACUUCAAUGAAUCUUAG